This is a messenger RNA of Dibothriocephalus latus, 795 nucleotides long. The record is from the annotation of a GenBank genome assembly. NCBI's taxonomy places the organism in Eukaryota, Metazoa, Platyhelminthes, Cestoda, Diphyllobothriidea, Diphyllobothriidae.
GCGCAUGCUUCGGUGGAGCGGGCAGGACUUCUCAGUCUCCUGGAACUUCGUCCACUACCCUGCAAUGAGAAGUUUGAAUUGGAGGGGCAGACGCUGCGAAAGGCUGUGGAGGAGGACGUCGCCAAUGGUCGGAUACCUUUCUAUUGUGUCGCGACACUGGGUACCACAGUGACUUGCAGCUACGACCGCCUGACGGAAAUUGGUCUCGUGUGCAGGGAUUACAACAUAUGGCUUCACGUGGACGCCGCCUACGCCGGAUCAGCGCUGAUUUGUCCAGAAUUUCGCUCGCUGAUGCCAGGCUUGGAAUAUUCUACGUCAUUCGCUUUCAAUCCACACAAGUGGCUCCUGAUGAAUUUCGAUCUCUCAAUCCUCUGGUUAAAAAAUGCCCAGUCCUUGACCAGCGCCUUCAGUGUUGACGCUUCGUACCUCCAACAUAGAAAACUCGGAAAGAUGCCCGAUUUUAGGCAUGUCGAAAUGGCGCAUUACCUGGAACGCCUACUUAGAAGUGACGGACGAUUCGAGAUCGUGGGUGAAGUCACGCUCGGUCUGGUCUGCUUCCGCAUAAAGAAUGACAAUGCGCGCACACGGACAUUGUACGAAAGGACUGAAGCUGAUGGUCGUCUGCAUUUGGUGCCGUCCUUUAUUCGUCAUCCAAUUGAGCUGUUCUUUAUCCGGGUCGUUAUGUGCUAUCAAUUUGUGGAUGAAGAAUUGACGCGAACCUCAUUUAACGUCAUCUCCGAGCUGACCACGGAAAUUUUUGGAGUAAAGGAUACAACCCAUGGCCUGCACAAUUGA